CGGUUUCGGAAACCGAUAUCCGAUACGAUAACAUUCAAAUCCCGAUACCGCUACAAGCCUUCCUCUUUUAUGUUAACUUCCCCGCCCUCCACCACCCCCCAUUUCUCUCUUUUUCGUUCCGGCGAAUUUCCUCGGUUGUGGUUCGGUUUCUUCUCGAAAAAAAUGAUCGUCUCUGCCCUUCUCACUUCCGUCGGCAUCAACUUGGGGCUCUGCGUGCUGUUGUUUGCGAUUUAUUCCGUCCUCAAAAAGCAGCCGGGGAACAUCGAGGUCUAUGCACCGAGGCUAGUUGUCGAGGGGAAAGCGCAGAGAAGUAGGGAGUUUAACUUGGAUAGGCUUGUGCCGAACCCGGGAUGGUUGAGGAAAGCAUGGGAGGAAGAGGAGUUCCUGGCUUCAUGCGGUUUGGACGCUCUCGUCUUCAUAAGGAUCUUCACCUUCUGUUUGAAAGUAUUUUCUGUUGCUGCGGUUUUAGGGAUGUUUAUUCUUCUUCCCAUAAAUUAUUUCGGGGACCAGCUUCGUGAAACUGAUUUCACUGAUCUUCAAAACAAAUCACUGGACUUGUUCAACAUUUCAAAUGUAAAGGAUGGCUCAAAGUGGUUAUGGGCUCAUUUCUCUGCUGCAUAUGUUAUCACGGGAGUUGUAUUAUAUCUGUUACAUUCUGAAUACAAGUAUAUUUCUCUUAAAAGGCUUGAACAAUUCAAUGCAUCCAUGCCACAACCUCAACAAUUUACAGUUGUUUUUAGUGGUAUUCCUUCACAUAGUGGGUGUUCCCUCAGUGAAACUAUUGACAAUUUCUUCAUGGAGUACCAUCCUUCGACUUACUUAUCACACGUAGUUGUUCACCGAAAAAAUAAGCUUCGAGGUCUCAUUAGAGAUACUGAGAAAAUAUAUAAAAGACUCGGUCAUCUAAAAUCGAGGAGUUAUAAUUCACCAGACUCUGGACAACGAGAUGGUUUCUUUGGUUUGUUCGGGAAAAGGAAGAAUUUAACAGAACAUUAUUCCAGGAGGUUGGAAGAUCUAGAAGAGAAUGUGAGACUACAUCAAUCUAGUUCUUCUGCAACUGUAGAGGAAGUUUCUGCUGCAUUUGUCUGCUUUAAAUCACGUUAUGGUGCUUCAACGGCACUCCACAUUCGACAAUCUGUUAAUCCUACUGAAUGGGUAGCGGAGAAAGCUCCCGAACCACAUGAUGUUUAUUGGCCUCUUUUUUCUUCAUCGAUUAUAAGGAGAUGGAUUUUCAAGCUAUUGGUCUUAGUGGCGUCGAUUAUUCUGACAAUUUUAUUCCUGCUUCCAGUUGCAUUUGUCCAGGGACUUACCAAUUUGGAUCAGUUAGAGACGCUGUUUCCUUUUCUGAAAAACAUACUCCAGAUAUCUGUUGUUAGUCAAGUAAUAACGGGAUAUCUUCCUAGUCUCAUUCUUCAGUUGUUUUUCUCCAUUGUGCCUCCAAUCAUGAAGAUUUUCUCUACAAUGCAAGGAAAUAUCUCCCAUAGUGGGAUUGAAAAGAGUGCAUGCAGUAAAAUGCUCUGGUUUACGAUAUGGAAUGCUUUCUUUGCAAAUGUUCUUACUGGAUCUGUUACUAGCCAAUUUCAAAUAUUCUUUGAACCAAAGGUUAUUCCUUGGAAACUAGCAGUUAAUGUGCCAACACAAGCCACCUUUUAUAUAGCGUAUGUUGUGACAUCCUGGACAAGUUUAUCAAAAGAACUCACGCGCGUGGUUGCUCUUCUUUGUGAUUGGAUAGGUGAUUGUUCAGGAUGCUUUGAUGAUGAACUGCAAGCACCCUCCAUGACUUACCACAGUGAAAUUCCCAGAAUUCUGUUAUUUCUACUUAUCGGGCUCAUUUAUUUCUUGUUAUCCCCGUUGAUUCUUCCAUUUAUAUUGGUAUUCUUCUGCAUUGGGUAUAUAAUCUAUCGAAAUCAGCUAUUAAAUGUGUAUUUGCCCAAGUAUGAAACCGAUGGACAGUUUUGGCCUAUAGUUCACAAUUCAACUAUAUUCUCGCUAAUAAUUAUGCAGACUAUGGCAUUUGGGAUAUUUAGCCUGAAGAGGCUUCCUCUUGCUUCAAGUCUUCUUUUGCCACUUCCCGUGGUCACACUCGUAUUUCAUGGUUAUUGCCGAAAACGAUUCCAACCUACCUUCCAGGCUUUUUCGGCGGAGACAUUAAUAAAAAAGGAUCGAAGCGAUCAAAACGAUCCGGAAAUGAACGAGUUCUUCAAUAGACUGAAAACCGCCUAUAAUGACCCGCCUCUUGUUUCUAAAGAUCGGUCACAGUAUGACAACGGCGACGACGAUGGUGACGGCGAUGAUCGAAGCACUCCACUGCUAUCUUCUUCGGCUCAUUCUUGAUAUCGGCUCUGUUCUCACUUCAGCAACUUGAAUGCUAUAUCAUUUUGGAGCUAAACUGUGGCGGGCAUUAUCUCAGGUUUUGCAAUCAGUGGAUGAAAUGUUGUUUUUUUCCUACUUCAAUGCAUAUUUUGAUUGUUUUGUGCCUGUUUGUUGUUUUGCCUAAUGAUUUUCCCCUCCUGUAAAUUAUAUUUAUAUAUAUUGUAUUUU
Molecule: messenger RNA, 2541 nt
Organism: Phalaenopsis equestris
Lineage: Eukaryota; Viridiplantae; Streptophyta; Magnoliopsida; Asparagales; Orchidaceae
Product: CSC1-like protein HYP1
Cellular component (GO): plasma membrane
Molecular function (GO): calcium-activated cation channel activity
Source: RefSeq, a predicted model, not a curated record